Messenger RNA from Daldinia caldariorum, 807 nucleotides. RefSeq lists its product as uncharacterized. The transcript is spliced from 4 exons. The coding region runs from base 61 to 447 and encodes 128 amino acids. Gene Ontology annotation, cellular component: nucleus; cytoplasm; ribosome. Gene Ontology annotation, biological process: translation; protein ubiquitination; modification-dependent protein catabolic process. The record is from RefSeq and is a predicted model, not a curated record. Lineage: Eukaryota; Fungi; Ascomycota; Sordariomycetes; Xylariales; Hypoxylaceae. Gene Ontology annotation, molecular function: ubiquitin protein ligase binding; structural constituent of ribosome; protein tag activity.
CAAGCCGACAUCAUCUUGGAAUUCUCCUCCAACACAUUUCGUUCACGACAGACAGCAAAAAUGCAGAUCUUCGUGAAGACCCUGACGGGCAAGACCAUCACCCUCGAGGUGGAGUCUUCCGACACCAUCGACAAUGUCAAGUCCAAGAUCCAGGACAAGGAGGGCAUCCCCCCGGACCAACAGCGCCUGAUCUUCGCUGGUAAGCAGCUCGAGGACGGCCGAACCCUCUCCGACUACAACAUCCAGAAGGAGUCCACCCUCCACCUGGUCCUCCGUCUCCGUGGUGGCAUUAUCGAGCCCUCGCUCAAGGCUCUCGCCUCCAAGUUCAACUGCGACAAGAUGAUCUGCCGCAAGUGCUACGCCCGCCUCCCUCCCCGUGCCACCAACUGCCGCAAGCGCAAGUGCGGCCACACCAACCAGCUUCGACCCAAGAAGAAGCUCAAGUAAACGAUUCGUCACAGCAUGUUCCAUCUCUUCGGCGUCUUUGGUUUGGGGUGUUAUCAUGAGCACGCUACGGACAGGGUGGAUAGAUAUUUACCGAUAACCACUGCGAUGGGAAUAUUUGUUUCCUUUUUUUUCUCCGCGAAAACUAAGAGAUAGCUGAGCCUAGGCUAGUUUUAGUGGCAAUGAAGUUGCGAUGCACAUGAGUAAAAGACGAGAACAUUAGUAUGAAAUCAGUGAAUGUGUUUAUGGCGAGUAAUUGAUGUGUUACUUCAAGUACUCCAAGUAUAUAUCUUAUAUUACUCUCAAGUUCGUAAUCUUUCAUAUUGCCCUUUGUAGCGCAGAGUUGUUACCUAUCCUAAGGCC